AUGCGCUCAGCAGGCGCAGGACCGACGGCCGAUGACAGACGCAGAUGGCACCACCCAUGCUUUGUCCCAACUGUUACCCACUUACGGACUCCCCUGUAUCCUCUGGUAUCCAGCACUACCGCCCUCGCCCACCCAGACUUCCCUACUACCCUGCUUGCCUACCAUCUCCUGACUUCUCGACAACUAGAUGAGCUUGCCAUUCAUUAUCAUCAAGUGUGGCCACCAGCCCCCGCGACCUCUUACUAUCCCGUAGUCAUCCCACCCUGGGUUGGCACAGAAAACGAAAAGAACGUGGACAUUGAGACGAAGCGGCGGCGGUUCGGUCGGUUCAUCGGGCUCCAGCGUUGCGAGACCCCCGCGGAAGAACAGGAAUCAUACUCAUGGGGAAUGGAACAAGAAACCGAAACAGAGCUGCUGGAGCUGAUUGAUCAGGAGUGGAACGAAAGUUGA
Aspergillus bombycis is the source of this 450-nucleotide messenger RNA. RefSeq lists its product as uncharacterized. The record is from RefSeq and is a predicted model, not a curated record. Bases 1 to 450 code for a protein of 149 amino acids. NCBI's taxonomy places the organism in Eukaryota, Fungi, Ascomycota, Eurotiomycetes, Eurotiales, Aspergillaceae. The transcript has a single exon.